AUGUCUUCUCUCACCAUCGGCGUGCUGGCUCUACAGGGUGGCUUCCACGAGCAUGUCGAACUUGUACGGAAGGCCGCCGUCUACCUCGCUACGGCCGAGUCUUCGGCGCCAAACCCGAGACCCGAGAUCACUGCCAUCGAGGUCCGUACCGAGGCAGAGCUCCGAAGCUGCGAUGCUCUCAUCAUUCCGGGCGGAGAGAGCACCACAAUCUCCUUCAUCGCGGCGCAGUCCGGGUUGAUGGAACCCCUCAAGGAAUUCGUCAAAGUCGACCGUAAGCCAGUCUGGGGAACCUGCGCCGGCGCUAUCCUCCUUGCUGAUGAGGCAAAUGCCACCAAGAAGGGCGGCCAAGAGCUCAUCGGCGGCCUGGGCGUGCGCGUCCACCGCAACCACUUUGGUCGCCAAAUCGAGAGCUUCGUCGCGGAUCUAGACCUGCCCUUCCUGACGCAGGGCGACGGCAACACGAAAACGGCGUCGUCCCCUUACCCUGGCGUCUUCAUCCGCGCCCCAAUUGUUGAGGAGAUCCUCUCCACCGAGGCGGGCGACAGCGACAAGCCGGCCUCCUCGGCUGUCGAGGUCCUUGCCGUUCUUCCGGGGCGAAAGACCAAGGCCGCUGAGGGCGUCAGCCAGAGCACCGCGGACGACUCGGUCGGUGACAUUGUCGCUGUGAGGCAGCAGAACAUCUUUGCCACGAGUUUCCACCCCGAGCUUACUGACGACGUCCGCAUUCACGUUUGGUGGUUGGAGCAGGUGAUGAAGGCUGCGACACCGACAUCAUCCGCAUGA
Molecule: messenger RNA, 783 nt
Organism: Colletotrichum phormii
Lineage: Eukaryota; Fungi; Ascomycota; Sordariomycetes; Glomerellales; Glomerellaceae
Product: SNO glutamine amidotransferase
Exons: 2
Coding region: 1-783 (260 amino acids)
Biological process (GO): pyridoxine metabolic process; pyridoxal 5'-phosphate biosynthetic process
Cellular component (GO): glutaminase complex; cytosol
Molecular function (GO): glutaminase activity
Source: RefSeq, a predicted model, not a curated record